AUGUUGGUUCAGGAUCGCGCGGCGGCGCCGUCGUCGACUCUCAAGCCGCCGAAAUCUCAGAUCAGAGAACUCCCUACUCACCAGCAGAUCCGACGAUUCAGUGAACCCAAAAACCUAGAUUUCUCGUCUUGGUUCUCCGAGAACGUCUCCAGAAUCGGUCUCUUCUUCCUCUUCAUCGUCACGUUAGCAGCUCUCUUCUUCCUCUACAACACCGCCGACACUGCCUCCCUCCUUUGUUUCCAGUCUCAGUCAACUCAAUCGCUUCAAUCUCUCACCCGCCCCCAAAUCAAGUGGAAUUCGAUCCAGGUCGUCCCUGACAAAACCUCCCCGUACGCCAAUUUCCUCACGGAGAAAUGGAUCGUAGUGUCGGUGACCAAGUACCCAACCGAGGAGCUCAAGAGCUUGGUGAAGAUCCGAGGAUGGCAGGUUCUCGCGAUCGGAAACUCAAUCACCCCGAAGGAUUGGACUCUCAAAGGCUCAAUCUUUCUCUCUCUCGACGCUCAAGCCGAAUUGGGUUACCGAGUUUUAGACCACUUGCCUUACGACUCCUUCGUGCGGAAAACCGUCGGUUACUUGUUCGCGAUCCAGCACGGCGCGAAGAAGAUCUACGACGCGGACGAUCGCGGCCAAGUGAUCGACGGAGAUCUCGGGAAACAUUUCGAUGUGGAGUUAGUUGGGGAAGACGCUAAGCAAGAGCCGAUUUUGCAGUACAGUCACGAGAACCCAAACCGGACUGUGGUGAAUCCUUACAUCCAUUUCGGUCAACGUUCGGUUUGGCCUAGAGGCUUGCCGUUAGAGAACGUCGGCGAGAUCAAUCACGAGGAGUAUUACACCGAGGUCUUCGGUGGUAAGCAGUUUAUACAGCAAGGGAUCUCGAACGGUUUACCGGACGUUGAUUCGGUGUUCUACUUCACGAGGAAGACGACUUUCGAAGCGUUUGAUGUUAGGUUCGACGAGCAUUCUCCUAAAGUGGCGUUGCCUCAGGGCGUGAUGGUUCCGGUUAACUCGUUCAACACGCUUUACCACUCGCCGGCGUUUUGGGGGUUGAUGCUUCCGGUUUCGGUUAGCUCCAUGGCUUCUGAUGUGAUUAGAGGUUACUGGGGGCAGAGGCUGUUGUGGGAGCUUGGUGGUUGCGUUGCGGUUUAUCCACCCACGGCUCACCGGUUUGAUAGGAUUGAGGCUUACCCUUUUGCAGAGGAGAAGGAUCUUCAUGUCAACGUUGGUCGUUUGAUUAAGUUCUUGCUUGCUUGGAGAUCGGAGAAGCAUAGUUUCUUUGAGACGGUUGUUGAUUUGAGCUUUGCUAUGGCUGAAGAAGGGUUUUGGAGUGAGCAGGAUGUGAAGUUCACAGCUUCUUGGCUUCAGGAUUUGAUUGCUGUUGGUUACCAGCAGCCGAGAUUGAUGUCUCUGGAGUUGGACCGGCCGAGAGCAAAUAUUGGUCAUGGAGAUAGGAAGGAGUUUGUUCCUAGGAAGUUGCCUUCGGUGCAUCUUGGAGUUGAGGAGACUGGGACUGUGAGUACUGAGAUAGGGAGCUUGAUUAGGUGGAGGAAGGCGUUUGGGAACGUUGUGCUUGUUAUGUUUUGUAAUGGUCCCGUUGAACGGACUGCACUCGAGUGGAGGUUGCUUUAUGGACGGAUAUUCAAAACCGUCGUGAUAUUGUCUUCUCGGAAGAACUCUGAUCUCUAUGUUGAAGAAGCCAAGAUAGAUCACAUUUACAAGCAUUUACCGAAGAUAUUCGACCGGUACAGCAGCGCCGAAGGAUUCUUGUUUGUUGAGGAUGAUACAAUUCUCAACUACUGGAAUCUACUUCAAGCGGACAAGACUAAGAUUUGGACAACAGACAAGGUGUCAAAGUCAUGGACAAAUGUGAAAGCGAGUGGGAAGUCUGAUUGGUUUUCUUCACAAGCAGAGUUAGUGAAGAAGACUGUGAGCACCAUGCCGGCUCAUUUCCAAGUUAACUACAAGGAAGCAGCCAAGAACAAUCAUGACGCUUUAACGGUUUGUAGUUCAGAGGUAUUCUACGUGCCUAAGCGUCUAGUCACUGACUUUGUUGAUCUUGUUGAUCUCGUUGGCGAUAUGGACUUGCAUUACAAAGUCGCAAUGCCAAUGUUCUUCCUUUCGAUGGAUUCGCCUCAGAAUUUUGACCCGGUUCUUGGUUCCAUGGUUUAUAAGAAGAAAUCGUCUUCGUUUAACUCUUCUUCUAGUCUGUACUCUGCGCAAGCGCCUGCGGUUCAUCCUUGGAGUAUAUCGAGCGAGCAAGAUUUCAUCAGACUGGUUCGGCAAAUGGCUGAAGGUGACCCACUUCUGAUGGAAUUGGUGUAA
This is a messenger RNA of Microthlaspi erraticum, 2319 nucleotides long. NCBI's taxonomy places the organism in Eukaryota, Viridiplantae, Streptophyta, Magnoliopsida, Brassicales, Brassicaceae. The record is from the annotation of a GenBank genome assembly.